Messenger RNA from Lodderomyces margitis, 549 nucleotides. RefSeq names its product riboflavin kinase. Gene Ontology annotation, biological process: FMN biosynthetic process; riboflavin biosynthetic process. Gene Ontology annotation, cellular component: mitochondrion. Gene Ontology annotation, molecular function: riboflavin kinase activity. The record is from RefSeq and is a predicted model, not a curated record. The transcript has a single exon. NCBI's taxonomy places the organism in Eukaryota, Fungi, Ascomycota, Pichiomycetes, Serinales, Debaryomycetaceae. Bases 1 to 549 code for a protein of 182 amino acids.
AUGACUAGACCAGAAACGAUAGUACACGACACUCCACAACCGCCAUACCCUAUCAAGCACAAAUCACCCAUCAUAUCUGGCUUUGGUCGAGGUUCAAGUGAAUUGGGAAUCCCCACCGCCAACAUCCCCGUCAACCAACAACUCAACGACUUACCCACUGGAAUCUACUACGGAUGGUGCAAGAUCUACCCCCAUCCACAGCAACUAGAAUCCACCGAACAAAGACCCGAUGGUCAAGAUGUCGUUUUCAAUCAUGGCAAUAAGUUAUGCAAGGCUGAUUUGACUACAGUGUGGCCUAUGGUGAUGUCGAUUGGAUGGAAUCCAUUUUAUCACAAUAAAACCAAAGCAGCUGAAAUACAUAUUAUACACAAGUUUCAGCAAGAUUUCUAUGGGGCUGAUUUACAAUAUGUCGUAUUGGGAUACAUUAGACCCGAGUUGAAUUAUACUACUAAAGAGGCGUUGAUUAAGGAUAUCGAGUUGGAUAUUAAGAUUGCUGAGAAUAUACUUAAAAAUCCAGAAUACGCCAAGUUUGAACAUGAUUUAGAAUAG